AUGAAAGCGUAUGCUUUGACAUUUAUCCUGAUUUUUAUUGGUACGGCAACAUCCAUUUCUUUACCUGAUUUCGGUAUUUGUAUUGGUCGAUGGGAAUUCUUCGAUUCUAUUAAAACAAAGAUUACCAUUGAUUGGCAAAUACUUUCUUUGACAAAUACCUUGAUUGCUCAAUUUCGGCCUAGUAUUGUAGAACGAGGAUUCUGGUAUGCAUUUGGUCUUCGCUUUUCUCCAGAAAAACCUAUUGUCGAAAUUGUCUACUCUCUUCGAUGGCCUAUGAACGAUUCAGAACUGUUUUGGGAUAUUUUUAAUGUAACUGAAACGAAUGUGACUAUCAUGGAUCGCAUUCCGUCAAUCAUUGAUCGAUUUCAAAACUGGAUAACAUCGGGUCUGCUUAUAGUUCGACCACCAUUAAACAUCGAUGAUGUAAUUUCAUUUCUGAGCGGUAAUCAAUGUAUGUAUUUAGUCUACAUGCGAGGACAUUUCGAUGGUGAUCAACCUUUACCACCUGAUGAAGUCAUAUUUAAUCAAUCUUUAUGUAUCACUUGCCAAGCGAUCCAGAUACCUUCGACAAGUACGCCUAUAAUUAAUGUCAAUUCCACUACCAUUGGUGAGGGAACAAGUAUAUUGACCACAUCGAGUUCGUCACCAGAUUUUUCAGCAACCACUAUCAAUGGCUCUUCAUCAAGUGUUUCAACCACAACCAGUGGUUCUUCGUCAAGUGUUUCAGCAACCACUAUCAAUGGUUCUUCAGCAAGUGUUUCAACUACUACCAGUGGCUCUUCAUCAAGUAUUUCAACCACCACACGUGGUUCUUUGCCAGGUGAGUAA
Molecule: messenger RNA, 828 nt
Organism: Rotaria sp. Silwood2
Lineage: Eukaryota; Metazoa; Rotifera; Eurotatoria; Philodinida; Philodinidae
Source: the annotation of a GenBank genome assembly